This is a messenger RNA of Orbicella faveolata, 1465 nucleotides long. RefSeq lists its product as uncharacterized. Lineage: Eukaryota; Metazoa; Cnidaria; Anthozoa; Scleractinia; Merulinidae. The record is from RefSeq and is a predicted model, not a curated record. Gene Ontology annotation, molecular function: DNA binding. Gene Ontology annotation, biological process: regulation of DNA-templated transcription.
AGCCAAUGAAAUUCGAGCGCAAUUUAAAUAGAUUGUCACUCUAAGCCAAUCGCGUGCCGUUAUUAUAUUGUAAAUUACACAAACACACAGCAACGCACCGCUGCACACACGCUUUCAUCUGUCAUUAGUGUCAAAGUCUCUUCGCUGCUGCAGGUUUCGCAAACAGUGCUCUGCUUCAAAUUCUACGCCUCAUCCUUUCUCCUUCUAACACAAGGACAGCUCGGGGACGCGUUCCGGCGAGAGACAUGGCUCCCCACACAGGCAAGGCAACACGGACGAAGCGUUACCUGGACGAAAACGUGGAAAAUAUCAGAGAGGAAAGCGAAAGGGUGCUUCGCGCAUCACGUGUCACAGCGAGCCCACCGCCCAAGAGAAGAAGAGGUAACCUACCUAAAGAUUCAGUUAAUGUUCUUCGAAUGUGGCUGUGGGAGCACAGAUUUAACGCUUAUCCUUCCGAAGCGGAGAAACAGUAUCUAUCGAAGGCCGCCAACCUAUCUGUGCUUCAAGUAUGCAACUGGUUCAUCAAUGCGCGAAGGCGAAUACUGCCGGAGAUGAUUCGUCGCGAAGGACGAGAUCCUAGCAAUUACACGAUCACGCGAAGAGCGAAUGUGAAAAAUCCUUCUCCGAACAGCUUGUACCAACGAAGUUUAACGCCCAGCCCCGAGCCGCACUUCGAUAAAGACUUUAACCGGCACGAGCAAGAGUCGUAUUUUCCUGUUUGUGAUUAUCAGGGACAUUUUGAAUACGUGGGCUGUCAUAGUCCUUCCUCGCAAGGGCAACAGGAGAGCGACACAGAAAUGCCGGCAAAUGAACAAACUGCUCAAACACUAGACGCUUUCAGCAGUAUCAAUUUAUUAGUGGAGGUCGCUCUGAAUAUGGACGAAUUUCGUAAACAAGGAAAAAAUUGCUUUCAAGGGUUAUCUUCAUUGUCAUGCUAACUUUAAGGCAAUUUGAAAUUUAUAUCGCAUGUAGACUUUGUGUUUUGUCAUUGUACCUGGGAAUCCUUUGUACAUUAUAAUGAAUAAUAUAUCGUUGGUUCGCCGACCAGAGGGCGACUUGACAAGUUGCGUUACCUGCACCAAGGGUAACUCGAAUAAUGGUUUCACUUGCAAAACGCGUUUCGUCCGAUCUCGGGGGCAUCGCGCGAGAUAAUUCGAACCCAUUCCGUGCUUUGCGCGCGCCGGCCGUCCGCAGAUUAAAACACAGAGUAUCGCGAAAUUUAACAAGUCCGAGAUUAUGUAAAUGUGCUAUUGUUUUGUCGAACGCUGUGUAAAUAGAAUUCUAAACUGACGUUGUGACAGACGAACGAACUGUCAAGUGACAAGACUUCCCUGCCGGUGACAUGAAAGCGAACAACCAGCGUUUGAAAUUAACUUGUCAUUUGUUUCCAAUUUUCUAGCAUGGUUCGGUAAAGCGAGCCAGCUUUGACAUUUGGUCUGACAUUAAAAAUCGAAUUCUUCAUCUA